Molecule: messenger RNA, 871 nt
Organism: Erigeron canadensis
Lineage: Eukaryota; Viridiplantae; Streptophyta; Magnoliopsida; Asterales; Asteraceae
Product: probable glutathione S-transferase parA
Exons: 2
Coding region: 89-751 (220 amino acids)
Biological process (GO): glutathione metabolic process
Cellular component (GO): cytoplasm
Molecular function (GO): glutathione transferase activity
Source: RefSeq, a predicted model, not a curated record
UUCUCUUUAUAAUCUUCACCAAAAACACUUCAUUAUUCCACUAAAACAAAACUCUCUAUUAGUCUUGUGACAAAUAACACAUUGCAACAUGAGAGACGAGUUAAUCUUGUUGGAUUGUUGGGCAAGUUCCUAUGGAAUGAGGGUGAAGAUUGCCCUUGCGGAGAAGGGGCUUGAGUUCGAGUGUCGUGAAGAAAACUUUCAAGACAAAAGCCCUCUUUUACUACAAUCUAACCCGAUUCAUAAAACAAUUCCGGUUUUGGUUCACAAUGGCAAUCCCAUUUGUGACUCCCUCAUCAUUGUCAGGUACAUUGAUGAGGUUUGGCACAACAAAUCACCAUUACUUCCAUCCGAUCCUUAUGAAAGAUCACAAGCCUUGUUUUGGGCUGAUUACAUUAACAAAAAUAUUUAUAGCAUUGGGACAAGAGUAUGGAGGGGAAAAGGUGAUGAAGAUCAAGAGAUAGCUAAAAAAGAAUUCAUAGAAUGCUUGAAGAAAUUAGAGAAUGUCUUAGGAGAUAAGCUCUAUUUUGGGGGUGAAAAUGUAGGAUUUGUGGAUGUGGCACUUGUACCCUUUACAAGUUGGUUCUAUACCUACGAAACUCGUGGUAAUUUUAGCAUCACGGCAGAGUGCCCCAGGCUUGUUUCAUGGGCUAACCGAUGUGUUAGUGAAAACCAAAGCGUUGCGAAAGCUCUCCCCCACCCUUCUGAAAUCUACCGCUACGCCCUGAAUCUUUUAAGCAAAGACCCAAAAUGAAGUAGAAAUUCCAUUAUUGUCGUUGUACCUUCAUUUUGUAAUAAGCUUGUGUUUGACACCUUUAAUCUAGUAUUGUACACAUUAGUACUAUUUAAGUUAUAAGAAAGCUUGUUUACUUGA